Messenger RNA from Fusarium odoratissimum NRRL 54006, 441 nucleotides. RefSeq lists its product as uncharacterized. The transcript has 2 exons. Lineage: Eukaryota; Fungi; Ascomycota; Sordariomycetes; Hypocreales; Nectriaceae. The record is from RefSeq and is a predicted model, not a curated record. Bases 1 to 441 code for a protein of 146 amino acids.
AUGGCGCCCCGUCCCGGCAAUGCGGGGCCGACAACGGCUCCGGCCGUGGUCAAAUUUAACCUCAGCGCCACCGGAGCUCCGCGUCGACUUGGAGGGGACUUCCUCUGCGGAGGAAGACCCACCGACUCUUUCAAAAUCUUCGAUGGGAUGACAGAUGUUGAGAUGAGAGCGGAAGCGAUUCGAAACUACGAUGAUCAUGAGAGAGAACGCAUCAAUAAGUUCAAUAAGGAGUACGUUAGAGCCAACGCACGUCGGGCCAUCGAGAAAUGGUCACGAGAAGGGUCUCGCCCGCAGCCUACCAUCGACAUAGAAGACAGUGCGCUUCACAUCGCCAAAAUGCACCUUGCAUCUUCGUGCGUUCGUUCGGAAGCUGAGCGAAUGGUUAAAGUUGCCGAGGAAAUCGAGGCCAGUCCCCCAGCGAACGGUCCAGUCUUCCCAUAA